Molecule: messenger RNA, 1041 nt
Organism: Melozone crissalis (California towhee)
Lineage: Eukaryota; Metazoa; Chordata; Aves; Passeriformes; Passerellidae
Product: translation initiation factor IF-2-like
Exons: 5
Coding region: 1-1041 (346 amino acids)
Source: RefSeq, a predicted model, not a curated record
AUGCUGAAGGGGAGAGGCCAGACCACCACUUACAACAGAGAAGAGCGAGCACGGGAACGAUUCCCUCUCCUCCCGUAUACAUCAACACGGCUGGCCGCCGCCUCGGGACUUAAAGAGACGGCUGUGACGGCGGCCUGCGGUCCCACAGCCGGACACACCCGUCUGGAACGAGAGCGCCCUUCCCAGCACCCCGCCAAGGGCGGCGGAGAGGCUUCCCCCCGCCAGCCGAACGGCCCCGCGGGGACGAGCCCCGCCGCCCCUCCGUCCCCGGUAGCGCGGCCAUCCCCGGUGCCGGCCGGCCCCGGCACGCCGGGAGCUGUAGUCCUGGCCCCCCCUCCCCGCCCGCGACCUACUUCUCCCCGGACUGCGGCUCCCGGCGCGCCCCGCGCCCGGCCCGGGAUGGGCGGGCGCGUCCCCACCCCGCAGCUGUUCCCACCCCACGGCUGCGGGACGGAGUCCGGGAGGCCAGAAGCCCACACCAUUAAUCCCCCCGGGGACCAUAGCCGCACAGUGACCCCACGGACGGGUAAAUCGCUGUACCUGCACGUCUGCGAAGACCCCCGUGGUGGAGCCCCCCCGCCCCGCUACAGUGGAGGAGCUCGGGGAGACGUGCCCAAAGCAAUCCCGGCUCCCUCCAUCGUCGCAAACCCCUCGGGAUCCCCGGUGCCCGAUGAGGGCGGGGAGCCCGAGGGGCUGCGAGCGCAUCCCCCUGGGGAACAACGGGGCAAGGCCAAACCGGGCGGGCUGGUGUCACCGCGGGAGGAACAGGAGCGGCACGGCCACCUCCGCGGCCCCGAGACGGGCACGGAGAGCCCGCCCCCGACACGCGCUCCCGCCUCCCGAACUUUUUUGUCUUCGCACGCCUGUGUCCCUCCGCCUCCAACAGAGCAGGGCCGGCCCCACCGCGGCGGAGACGAGAGACCCGCAAGGUGCGCGAGCGCCGGCCGUGCUAAAAAUAACUGCGGCGUGUUAGCAACAGCCUUCCCAUUGGCUGGCCUGCCCGGCGGCGCCUUCGGAUUGGAGCGCUGCCUCGGCCAGUGA